UUUGAAUUCAUGUUUUGCUCCCUCAAUUAAACCCCUAAAAUCCUUUCUCCUCCUUCUCAAUCGAUCCAACUCGUCAAUUACGGCCGCCUUCUCUACCUCUGCAAGUUUUCUAUCAGUUUCGAGCAGUACAGGUCUCAAAAUUUUCCACUGUAACCAAAAUCUGCUGUUGAUGUAGCCUCUGGGAGUGGUAAUAAAUGUCGGCGGUGGGUCGUCCUCCGGGCAGUAACCCACCUAGAAGGAAAGAGACAACAACAACAGAUGAGAAUGGUGUACGAGGGCGAUGGCGGCGAAGAUUUGUUGUCGCAUGGUGGAAUCUGCGGUGGUGGUCUUUGGCGGUUGAAUUGGGGGCGCUGGUGGUCGUCGACAAAGGUGACAGAUUUGGAGUCCUUGAUGGCCGUUGAUUACGGGUGGGUUUCCUGUUGGUCCAGCAAAGAUGAGAUUAGGGAUGGGAGAUUCAAAAUCCUGACACCACGAGAAGCUGGACAAGCCAUUUACCUUUCCAAUAUUCUAAGCUUCUUGACGUCCGGCCAUCUACUGAACGCACAAAGGUACAUAUGUAUUGAUUCCUGUUUUCUACAUGAAAUAUGUUAGUAGACUAAUAAUCAUCUCCAAAUUCUCAUUGACCCAAUUUCACCAUUCCGUCUUGAUGAAUAUCCAAGACAAAAGAAUGUCAUGCGAAAUUCUUCUUAAUAGUAAUAGUGAAUAGUGAAAGAGAUUAUGUUAAUUUGUCCAAGUUUACUUUGUCUGAAUUAGUUGUAAUAGUGAGC
Oldenlandia corymbosa var. corymbosa is the source of this 767-nucleotide messenger RNA. Lineage: Eukaryota; Viridiplantae; Streptophyta; Magnoliopsida; Gentianales; Rubiaceae. The record is from the annotation of a GenBank genome assembly.